AUGCCCAUUCCCUAUCCCCUCCUCUACCUCUCCACCUCCUCCGCCGUCCUCAUCGGCCUCUACCUCCUCUUCACCGGCCAAGGCGAGAGCUUCAAUGUCGGCCGCUUCCUCGCAGAGAGCUCUCCGUAUGCUUGGGCUCUUGUAGGCAUCGGACUCUGUAUUGGUCUGAGUGUGUCUGGUGCUGCUUGGGGUAUCUUUGUGACCGGUGCUUCCAUCCUGGGAGGUGGUGUGCGGGCACCGAGGAUCAGAACCAAAAAUUUGAUCUCUAUCAUCUUCUGUGAGGUCGUUGCCAUCUACGGUGUCAUCAUGGCCAUUGUCUUUUCUGCCAAAAUUACUGGCGACGUGCAAGAUAUCUAUACCACGAAUAACUAUUACACUGGGUUUGCCCUCUUCUGGGGAGGCCUCGCUGUUGGUGUAUGCAAUCUGCUGUGUGGUGUGUCUGUCGGUAUCACUGGAUCGACUGCUGCUGUGGCGGACGCAGCCGACCCUCAGUUGUUUGUCAAAAUUCUGAUCGUUGAGAUCUUUGGCUCUGUCCUUGGUCUGUUCGGCCUCAUUGUCGGUCUCCUUGUCUCCGGCAAGGCCGAGGAAUUUGCCUAG
Messenger RNA from Cryptococcus amylolentus CBS 6039, 597 nucleotides. RefSeq lists its product as hypothetical. Gene Ontology annotation, cellular component: proton-transporting V-type ATPase, V0 domain. The record is from RefSeq and is a predicted model, not a curated record. The transcript has 9 exons. Bases 1 to 597 code for a protein of 198 amino acids. Gene Ontology annotation, biological process: proton transmembrane transport. Gene Ontology annotation, molecular function: proton-transporting ATPase activity, rotational mechanism. NCBI's taxonomy places the organism in Eukaryota, Fungi, Basidiomycota, Tremellomycetes, Tremellales, Cryptococcaceae.